Dioscorea cayenensis subsp. rotundata (Guinea yam) is the source of this 2728-nucleotide messenger RNA. Its product is annotated as myosin-2-like. Gene Ontology annotation, molecular function: microfilament motor activity; protein binding; GTPase activator activity. The record is from RefSeq and is a predicted model, not a curated record. Lineage: Eukaryota; Viridiplantae; Streptophyta; Magnoliopsida; Dioscoreales; Dioscoreaceae. Gene Ontology annotation, biological process: intracellular signal transduction.
GUCGCCACCACCUCCGCUCCCUUUCGCCAACGGCCGGCAUCUGUCCCGUUCUUCUCGACAUCUUUCUAGGGUUAGGGUUAGGGUUAGGGUUUGGGUUUGGAACCUUGGGUUUAGGUUUCUCGUCUCUUCACCUCCACCUAUACUAUUACUACUCGAUACCACUCUUCUUAUUUAUCACGCUUUUUCUUUUUCUUUUUUUCUUCGUCACUAGUCUGAUCCCUGCCUCUCUUUGUUUUCUCUCUGGUCUUAGUCCAUGGCCAGGUAUUCAAUUCAGUUCCAUUCGUUUUCUUGGUUCUGAACCCUAUCAACUUGUUGCUGCUGUUGUUGGUUGGGGUCUCUGAUGAGAGAGGUUUCUCGGUGAUGGUGACUGAUGGGAAUUUGUGUUUCGGGAGUUAAGAAUUCAUGAUUUUUGCUAAUCAAUUCGUGAUUUUUGAAUUUUUUUUGGGAUGUCGGGAUGCAUGUUUGAAGAUUUUUGGGUAGAAUUUAAAGCCUCUUUGGUUGUGGGGACGGUGACAAUUGGUUCCGUUUUCUUUUUCGUGUGGAGGAGAAUGAAGAAAUUCACGUGUUUUCGAUGAAGAGAGUUUGAAAAUUUUUUGCAAUUCCGUUCGAAUUCAUUUUUCUCUGGUAUACCUUGAGUGAGCAAGUGUGGAUUUUUUCAGGUCUCAAGUCAAAUUUCAGGAUACCUUUUUUUUUUUAUUUAUUUAUUUAGUGGAUUUGAAAGCAUGCCCUCCGCCGUUGUGCUGGCUCCUACUAUCUCCAGCAGGAGCUCACUGGAGCUGAUGCUGGACUUGAUCCAGAAGAGGGACGAGCAGCCUAAGGAUGAGCCGCCAGCUUUGCCGGCCAGGCCCACCUCACGAGGCCGAUUGCCCUCUUCCAAGAGGUCUUUGCCUCUAAACUUCAGUAUUGGCAGUAUAGCUCCUGAACCUGUCUCUAAGAGCUCAAAGGAAAGAGCAGAUAAGGAGAUAGCGCCUGAAAACAGGGUUUCUGGAAACAACAACGUUGUGAAGUCGGACCACUUGGAAGAUGAAGAUCAUCCAUUCGUUAACAUGCCAGAAUUAGAGAGCUACGAGGGCGUUGUGAGGAUGUUUCUGUUGUGGAUUCUGCCCACAGUGAAUAAUCUUGGUUGCGACCAUAAUGUUGAUACCCUUCUGAAGAAGAUUGUCAAAUCUGAAGAUGCUAAACAUCAAGGUUUACAUCAUAUCAUUAGAGUUCAGAAAUAUAUCCGUGGUGUUCAAACUCGGCGUCACUAUGAAGAACUCAAGAGAGGAGUUACUAUGCUUCAGUCAUUUAUUCGUGGUGAAAGAGCUAGGCGUGAAUUUGAACUUGUUCUGAAGAGGUGGGGGUCAGUACUUGUCAUACAGAAAUUUCUCAAAGGGUGGAUUGCUAGAAGAACAUUCAGUAACCAUAAGCAACACAUCAUUCGUAUACAAUCUGCUGCGCGUGGCUGGCUGACAAGAAAGCAACUCAUUAUUCUUAAAAAUCUGAAAUUGUCAGAGCUGAAUCAGACUAAUUCAAACAGGAGUAUUCAAGAAAUCAAGGAUUCAAACAUGGGUCAUCUUUGGGUUCGCCGUUCAGUUGUGGACGAACUUGAAAUGCGUGUAUUGAAGGCAGAAGCAUUAUUAAGUCAAAAGGAAGAGGACCAUGUUACGUUCCAGCACCGAUUUGAACAGUAUGAGGCAAAAAUGAAGUCAAUGGAGGAGAUGUGGCAGAAGCAGUUGAUGUCAUUGCAGAGGAACCCUAGUAAGAAGCAUACUGGGGUGCAUCAAGCUAUUUCAACAGAAACCCAGAGGCAGAGUUUGGAUGCAGAAGUAGCAUUGAGGGAAAAAGAAGAAGAGAAUGCCAAAUUGCGAGAACAACUGCAACAAUAUGAGAUGAGAUGGAGUGAGUAUGAUAUAAAAAUGAAGUCUAUGGAAGAAAUGUGGCAGAAACAAAUGGCAUCCUUGCAGCUGAGUCUAGCUGCUGCAAGAAAGAGCCUGGUUGCUGAUGAUUUGGUGAGCCCCCCAGAGAGGCCUUCUUCACCGCUGCUUUGCCCCUUAUAUGACUCAGAGAGUACCCUCUCUGUGGAAGCGCGCUCACCCGACCCUGCACUUGCUAAACAGCCUCAGUUGAGUAUUGGCUUGGGGGGAAAUCCUCAUGACACGCAGAAUGAAGUUAGUCUGCUAGUGAAGGAAUUUGAACAGAAUAAACAGGUGUUCGAGGAAAGCACUAGAUUCCUUGUUGCAGCCAAAUCUCAGCAACCGAAUUCUUGCAUGAACCCUGAUGAGGAUCUUCGGAGACUCAAGAUUCAGUUUUCUUCGUGGGAGAAGGAUUAUAAGAUUCGAUUGCGUGAGGCCAAAUCAGCACUUAAAAAACUUGGAAACGCACGAUCAGAUAAACCGCGAAAGAAGUGGUGGUUCAGAGGUACAGCAUGAGAUUAUUUCUUCCAAAGAGUUCAUGAGGCUAUUCGAGUUCCUUCCUGUGUAGUGAUGUGUCAAGAUAAGAUUUUUCAUGGAAGCAGUCAUAUAUCCUCUGCUGGAGACUGGUUGGGUUUUCUUAUGCCUAAGUUUAACUGCGUUUUUUUUUGUUGUUGUCCUGAGCUUUUGUAAUUAUUUGUUAAUAGAGAAAAGAUAAAGGUCUAUUAGUAGGUGGAUUGAGAGAUUCAUGUUGUUGUUGCUGUUGUGGAAAGCAAUAUCAAGAUGUCAACUUCAGACAUUCAAUUUUAGUUAAUGGAAAUUAUAUCAUUUCAACA